Molecule: messenger RNA, 7796 nt
Organism: Camelus dromedarius (Arabian camel)
Lineage: Eukaryota; Metazoa; Chordata; Mammalia; Artiodactyla; Camelidae
Gene: BACH1
Product: BTB domain and CNC homolog 1
Exons: 5
Coding region: 2237-4447 (736 amino acids)
Biological process (GO): regulation of transcription by RNA polymerase II
Molecular function (GO): RNA polymerase II cis-regulatory region sequence-specific DNA binding; protein binding; DNA-binding transcription factor activity, RNA polymerase II-specific
Source: RefSeq, a predicted model, not a curated record
GCUUAUGCUAAUAUAGAAAAAUUAUCCACAAUAAACAGUGUAUGUGUUUACCAUAUGGCUUCUUGCACCUGUUAGUAAUUCACAAAGGUUGUGGCAAACAUUUUGACCAUCCUUUUGACUAGAGUGUAAGUUUCUUGAUGAGAUAAAUGUCUCCUCUUUUAUCUCUGUGAAACAUUGAGUGUGCUAUGGCCAUGUUUGUUCAGUAAACUGUCAGGUGCUGCACUGGUGGUAUACUAUAAGUUAAUUUUAGUUCUAUGGUUUUGAAACUUGGGAAUAUUUGAGACUGAAGGAGAGAACAGUCUGUGUUGUACCUCUAAAGUUAUUUUAAAUGUGUGCUGAGUUGAAACUUGUGGUAGUUUAGAAUUCUGCUUUCUGUUUCCAUCAUUGGUGUGAGGAUUAAGGAAGCAGCUAGAUUUAAAUCAUUCAUUUAGUUCGUCUCCUGAGACAGAAAGAAAAUUUGUCUUGUGGCUUCUUUUUACUUGUAAUUGACUUAGAAUUGGAUUGAGCAAAAUGUAAUUUGGGUCCUUUAGAUGUUAAACCUCUUGUACGACUGCUGAAACUUUCCUUUAAUAUGAUCACUCCUCUAAAACAGAUCCUUUGUUUUGUUUAGGAUCAGGGACAGUUUAGAGAAUAUUAAUAGGAUUAUAAAAAUUGCCCCCAAGCAAACAUAAGGAACAAAGAAAUAGUGGUUGCCAGAAUCUUGGUUGUUAAUGAGUGUCAUCGGAGCACAGCGGGCAUGCGGUGAAGUUGGUGUGCACUGGUUCCUUUCUCAGCACUGGCACAAUUUAGGAAAUGUUACCUCAAUGCAGCUGAAACUGUGUGCAAAUCAUGUCCUUUUAAAAAUAAAUUUAAGUUAUUUUUCUAAUGCCUUGAGAAACUUAAUAUUUAAAGGAUAUUUUUCUAAGAAAAUAAUUAUUCCCAGCUUCUAUCUGGUAAAGUAAUUUUCACUCUUUGUAUUUGUCAUUUCUUAGGUUGGCUCAGAGUCAUGGUGGACAGUUGCACUCCACUCCCCACUGGCUCCCCCCCGCCCCCAUGUGGAAUUACUCCAAAAAGUGUUUUGUAUAGUGGGGCCAUUUUUUUCAGUUCCUUUGUAGCAUGGGUAUUGGCAAUAUUCCACCUCCAAGGUUAUAGACUAACUUGGUGUGGGUAUGGGGAAUGUCUUGUCUCCCUCUUCUGCUCUUUUUUUCCCCCCAUUGAUUUCUUCUCUUUACUGACUUGUCAGCCUCUAAGAUUCCCAGGGGAGAUGUUUUUGGCCUGAAGAGGUGAACUCUUAGGGCCUUGUUGAAGAAAUGGGGAGACCCGUUCAAUCAACUUCCUGUUUGCUAAUAUCUUCAUAUCUUUAAUGCCUUAUUCCUCCAAAAUGUGCCAGUGCCUUUUGGAGGUCGGUUAAAUAAGUGAGGAGAGUUACUUAUCCAUUAGAAAGUUUUCUCUAAAAUAUGUGGCUGUAAAAGAUUUAUUAGUCUUUCAGUAACUUUAUUAGGUUAUCUUUUUAGAAUAAGUAGUUUUUGGUAAGGUCAGUACUUUCAUUUGUGUGUAUUUUGCACUGAAAUAUUAUUUUAUAAAAUGUAAAGUGGUUGUAAAUCUAGGCCCAAGGUGCUUCAUUUUCAAAGUACCCAGUGUCUUUUGUGUCUCUUUUUCUGUGGACUAUUCCUAGCAUGGCUCAGGGCUCUCUCUCGAUAGAAUUUAUUACUAAAAUUAGAAGGAGAAGUAAGAGAAAAAAAAGCUAUUGCCCUUUUAAUCAGUUUUUCCACAUUAGUAAGAUAUGUUUGAAAUCGAAAAACAUUUUGCCCAGCUGAACAAGGUUCUUUGCUUACAUACCUUCAUUCCCAGCUGUCAUCCAGAGAAAUCAAGGGAAAUUCAGGUUAGGGAUGAGUCUGUAGCUACUCUCAACUUUGCCUUCCUGUCUCUUUGUGGUAAAGGACUGUUGCAAGUAUUAUUCAAGCUCUAGAUACAUUUCUUUUUCUUCUUCUUCUUCUUCUUUUUUUUUUUUAUUUUUUUAUUUUUUAAGUGCUUUGCCUUUGAGGGCAUGCCUGUGUCACUGGCCUAGUUUGCUGUCUGUUGCAGACUCCAACAAGAAGGCUGGGACACCUUUCCCUCCCCGGAGCAGGUGGGCAGCAGUGCUCCCAUUGGCAGAGUCGCUGGGAUACACGCACACCUCCCUGCCAUUGGUUCUCAGGGUUGAUGACACGCAGAAGCAUGCUCUCUCGGACCUCCCCGGCGCCACCUGCCACGCAGAAUGUCGCUGAGUGAGACCGCGGUGUUCGCGUACGAGUCCUCGGUGCACAGCGCCCACUUGCUGCUCAGCCUGGACGAGCAGCGCCGCAAGGACGUGCUGUGCGACGUCACGGUAGUGGUGGAGGGCCGGCCCUUCCGCGCCCACCGCGCCGUGCUGGCCGCCUGCAGCGGCUACUUCCACUCCAGGCUCGCGGGCCAGGGCCAGGGCCAGGAGGACGCCGGGCUGCGCAUCACUCUGCCCGAAGAGGUGACAGUUAAAGGCUUUGAACCUUUGAUUCAGUUUGCCUACACUGCGAAACUGAUUUUAAGUAAGGACAAUGUGGAUGAAGUGUACAAGUGUGUGGAAUUUUUAGGUGUACCCGAUAUUGAGGAAUCCUGCUUUCAGUUUCUCAAAUAUAAGUUUUUGGACUCCACUGCAGACCAGCCAGGAUGCCCAAGAAAAAAAUGCUUCUCGUCAUCCUGUGAGAAAACAGAUUUUAAAUGUUCCCUUUUUGACCAGAGGGAUUUAGAAAUUGAUGAGGUGGAGGAAUUCUUGGGAAAUAAAAAUGUUCAGACCCCUCACUGUAAACUCCGUGGGCAUCAAGGCAGUGCAAAAGUGUCACCUCCUCUGCAGGACAGUGCCAGUCAAACAUGUGAAUCCAUGUGCUUAGAAAAGGAUGCUGCUCUGGCUUUGCCGUCUUUAUGCCCCAAAUACCGAAAAUUCCAAAAAGCUUUCGGAACUGACAGAGUCCGUGCUGUGGAGUCCAGUGUCAAAGACGUUCAGGCUUCUUCUGUUCAGCCAAAUGAGACAUCUGAAAGUGAUUGUCUGGGAGCAAUCCAGGACUGUGCAGAUCUGCAGGUGAUUUUAAAAUGUGAAGACAGAAAAUUAGCAAUGGAACAUGAAGAAACCAAGAAAAAAGAUCCUGCUUCUCAGUGCCCAUCAGACAAAACAGAAGCGACUCCUUUCCCCCCGGCUUCUGCAGACCCUCAUGGGCUCUAUACUCUGUCUCUCUUACACACGUAUGACCAGUAUGGUGACUUGAAUUUUGCUGGGGUGCAAAACAAGACAGUGUUAACAGAAAAGCCUUUGUCAGGUUCAGAUGUUCGAGAGGAGAAAACUUUUGGUGAGAGUCAAGAUUUACAUCUGAAAUCUGACUCUGGCCCCAGGGAAGAUAGUAGUAGCCUUGCCUCGAGUGAUCUGAGCAGUGUGGAGCGAGAAGUGGCAGAACACCUAGCAAAAGGCUUCUGGAGUGACAUUUGCAGCACGGACUCUCCCUGCCAAAUGCAGUUAUCACCUGCCGUGGCCAAAGAUGGCUCAGAACAGAUCUACUCCCAGAAACGGUCUGAGUGUCCCUGGUUAGGUAUCAGGAUCAGUGAGAGCCCAGAACCUGGUCAAAGGACUUUUACAACCUUAAGUUCUGUCAAUUGCCCUUUUAUAAGUACACUUAGUGCCGAAGGCUGUUCAAGCAAUUUGGAAAUUGGAAAUGAUGAUUAUGUUUCAGAACCUCAGCAGGAACCUUGUCCCUAUGCUUGUGUGAUUAGCCUGGGAGAUGACUCUGAGACGGAUACCGAAGGAGACAGUGAACCCUGUUCAGCCAGAGAACAAGAAUGUGAGGUAAAACUGCCAUUUAAUGCGCAACGAAUAAUUUCACUCUCUCGAAAUGAUUUUCAAUCCUUGUUGAAAAUGCACAAGCUAACUCCAGAACAGCUGGAUUGCAUCCACGAUAUUCGGAGAAGAAGUAAGAACAGAAUUGCUGCGCAGCGCUGUCGCAAGAGAAAACUUGACUGCAUACAGAAUCUGGAAUCAGAAAUCGAGAAGCUGCAAAACGAAAAGGAGAGCUUGCUGAAGGAAAGGGAUCACAUUUUGUCAACUCUGGGCGAGACGAAGCAGAACCUGACCGGACUUUGCCAGCAAGUCUGCAAGGAAGCAGCUCUGAGUCCAGAGCAGAUACAGAUACUCGCCAAGUACUCGGCCUCCGACUGCCCACUUUCCUUUUUAAUUUCCGAGAAAGGAAAGAGCCCUCCUGAUGGGGAGCUCGCGUUGCCGUCGAUUCUGAGUUUACCUGAAGGGCCUGUGGCCGCCGGGGAACCAGGCCCUCGCCUCCCCAGCGCCAAGGCCAAGGCCGACGAGGCCCCCCCGGAGCAGGCCACGCCCAGGGAGCCCUGUCGCCAGGGCGGUGGCAUCUCGGAUUUCUGUCAGCAGAUGACCGACAAAUGUACUACUGAUGAGUAACCCUAUGUCCGCGUCCUUCACACCAGCUCAGUUUCUACUGAAAUUCGGACAUUGUCUUGAAAGCCUAGGACAGCCCUUGGCUCUUAGCAGUGUUGUUUCCUCCCCUCUCCUUGCUGUUAAGGGCACCUCUCUGCAGUCCACCCUUGACUUUUCCUCGGUUCCCGCAGGAGAUGCAGAAAUGACUUGCCUCCUGGAUGCCAAAAAAAUCACACGUGAAAAUGUAGAAAAGUUUCGAAAACUCAUGUUUUUAAAGAAUAAUAGCUAUAAAUAAUAACUCUAGCCAGUGUUCAGAAUAAAUGAAAACUGCAGCGUAUCCAACCACAGUUAAACAGUGUGAAGUGUCUGCAGAUAGUUUCUGUGAAGGAAGCAACCCGCAAAAGUUUAAUAAUGCGACGCUCUCACAGUGCACUGGUUUAAAAGGAAAUUUCUCCCCAGGUAACGCUGAAAGAGCUCAGGCCUGCUGAGAAGUCGGGUGUCAGCAUUGGGCUUGUUUGCGUAGAACUGCGGUGUGGAAAAGAUAAAGGAAACGCCUUGCCUGAGUCCUGGCGCUUUGCUCUUCAGCUCCUGCUGAAACCAGGAAUGGGUCGGCCCGUGUUGUGCUCCUGGGUCCCGGAAUAGUUAGGGAACAGGCAGGCGGGUGGCCUCCAGCAGGGACUUCUGUUCCUCCUCAACAUUGUAAAAGAGUUCUGGCUGCGUCAGCAGUAGAUAAGUGUCAUUUCCCUCUUUUCUUUUUUUCUCUUCAGUCUCUUCCACAUCUGGGUCCAUCAUGAUCUUUCUGUUUCCUGGCAUUCUUGUCCCUUUGGAAGAAGAAAUAGGACUCAGGGUACGGUGGCUUGAGCGCACACAUUGGCAAUACCGUCUUAUCCCCUCCUAGAAUCCUGGAGAGCUCACCAAAAUACAGGACUGUUUGCCUGCCCAGCAGAGGUCACCCACAUGAGAAAACCAGAUAUCACAGGAGAAAAAAAUUGUCUACAUUUAUCAGGAGUGGCAGUUCAUUUUUCAUCCGUUUUUGAAGCCCUAUGGUUUAUUUGUAAAAAUGCAUUAUUACUGUGCAGGUUUGUGAAAUAGGAUGAAGUUUGAUCUUGUUCCAUUGUGGGUUUAAAUUUGGAAGCCAGAUUUAAUCUUGCUCGCUUCCCCAAAUCUCGUGUAUAAGGGCACACAAAUCAUUUUGGACUUGGGCAUUUUAAAAUCAGUCUUUGUGUUUAUUCAGUCCUGCUUUAAAAUAGUUUUUUUUAUAAUCUGAGCACCUACCCUGUAACAUUUUGCAGUGGUUCUUAGCCAUUCCGCUGUUACCGACUUGUUUGGGAGUCAAAUGAAAGCUAUGGACCUCUGAACAAUGCAAAAAAAUUGCAUAUUCACAGAAACAUUUGCAGAACCUAGUUUGAAAGGAUACAAGGGAGUAAUUUAUAGUGUUUGGGUAGAAAGUACUUCAUUUCACCAAGAUCAAACAACCUGAGAGAGAGACUUUUCUAAAUGGCGUCCUGAGUCUAGUGAAGGGCUUGUGUAGUUAAUGGGGGAGCCAGCCGUCUGCCCUGCAGGAAUGGGUCUAAGCAAGUCGGCCUUUCCUGGCAGAGUGUAUGGGGACCAGACUCCAUAUUUCAGAGUAAUUUGUCAAAUGUUACCCUUUUUCUUGGUCAGGUGGUGUUAGGGAAGGUUGCUACUGUAUUUUCAGUGGUCUGUAUGUUAUCUGUUAUCGACUUAGUUGUUGUAAGAGAAAACUAGUUGGGCUUGUUUAUUUUCUAGAAGCUUUUAUAAGUACACUCAAGAAUUUGUCAGGGAGAAUGAUAAUCCUAUGAUAAUGUAUCCCAUACUACAGAAGAUUUGUGUGUGUGUGUGUGUGUGUCUGUGUGUGUAACCCCAUGUAGCUAUUUCUCUGAUACUUGUAAUUUUAAAUUUUAACUUCAAAGUAUAAAAUAAUAUAAAACCUUUUCUGGUUUACAAAUUGUAAAAUCUUAUACAAGCCAAUGGACUCCUUGAUUUCCUACCUCAGUGUACACUUGGCUGUUUGUCAUAUCCGUUCGUGUAUGUGCAAAUGUCAAGUAAUCUUUUGCUUUAAUUGCUACUGUAAAUAAUUGCUUUGAAAGAUUACUUCCUAUUUUAUGAUAAAACCUAGCUGUCUCCAGAAUUUAAAUAUGACUUCUAGAGCACUUGGUUUAAAUUUCUCUCUACAUAUAAACAGUUUAGCAUUAAGGGUUUAUUUUAAUGGUAUUCUGAUUAUUGGCCAAGUGAAAUAUUUCAUAAAAUAUUGCAUUACUUUUCAUAGCCAGCAUGUAAUACAAGGAACUACACUACCUCAUACCUACAUGAUUUUCAAGUUGUAAUCCAGAGGGACAGAGAGAGAAAAAAAAUUUUUUUAUCUUUGUCUUUUGGCCAUAAAGUGGGGAAAGUUUUUAUAUAUCGCAUAGCAUUAUACACUUACGCCUAUUUUACCAUUAACUUCUAAAGAAGGUUUUUUUUAUAAGGAAAUUUAAGUUGAUUUUUUUUUUUUUUUGAGGCUGCCGAGACAAAUGACAGGAUUAUGUGUAUACAGUGUAUAUCUUUUCCUUCAUGCAGAAUUUUGGCAAGGUGGUUUUCAGUUUGUAGAUUGCAUAUUCACAUGAUCGUUGUUCUUUAUUUUAUGAGUUAGUCUUCUCACUGCUUGAUGAUUUCUAAAAAGCUGUUAGGUCUAACUCAGUAAAAUAACCUUACCUUAAGAUUUUAUUUUUUUGUUAUUUGAAUCCUGCAGCUAUGGCAAAUAAUUUGCUGUUAAAUUGUUACAUUCAAAACAAAUAUGAUAUAAAUCUUAGUUCUCCAUCUGUACCUUUUAUCACGUAAUUUACUAUAGCUUAAUGCUUAACUAAUUUAAAAUGAGGAAUCAGACAUAUUUGAUGCAGUAGACGAUACAGGUUGCAUGUGGACACUCAGCCGCAUUAACAACUUGGGAAAAUAAUUUUAAAAUGGGCAAUGUUAUAAUGAAUUCUCAGGUGAACUUUUUUCAGUUAUGAAACAUCUAUUUUGAAUUUGUAAAUAUUUUAAGUGUUUUAUUAAGGCAUGUAAUAAACUAUUCUUUGAAACCUGUUGGGCAGAAUGAAAAUGUAAAGCCAUAAUGGUAAAAGAUGGCAUACUGAUUGUAAAAUAAACAAAUAAUAACAGCUAUUGAUUUUUUUUGUAUCUUUCAUAAUAUAAUUUUCUAACAAUGCAAUAAAACCACUAAAUUUGUAUAUCCAUAUCCGAUUAAGAUCAUGUUUCAUUAAAAGUGAACUUUCAUAGUAUUUAAUUUACACUUUCUUCUUAAUGUGCUUAUCCAAAUGUAGCAAAACUAGAAAUGUUAGAUGCUCAGUAAAACUCUCUGAAAUUGCUUCUGAUUGAA